Molecule: messenger RNA, 3689 nt
Organism: Amblyraja radiata (thorny skate)
Lineage: Eukaryota; Metazoa; Chordata; Chondrichthyes; Rajiformes; Rajidae
Gene: terb1
Product: telomere repeat binding bouquet formation protein 1
Exons: 19
Coding region: 48-2678 (876 amino acids)
Biological process (GO): meiotic attachment of telomere to nuclear envelope; homologous chromosome pairing at meiosis
Source: RefSeq, a predicted model, not a curated record
GUUGCACUGUUUCUCCUGUUCUUUAAAAUUCUGGAAAUCUCUAGGCAAUGAUGAACUACCCAGAAGGGACUAAUAGCAACAUACUUUGUGGUUUAAAAACAGACUUGGAUUUACUGCUUGAAUGUCUGAAGUAUCAGAUGGACAGUCCCGAGACUCAGAAGCAAGCCCUGGUCACUAUCUCUUCCAUAUGUCAACAGAAUUGUGAAGCAAGCGAGUACUUUCGUGUGAUUGGAGGCUUAGAAUAUAUUCAUGGACUUAUAAAAUUGACUGAUGCUUCUCUCGUUUGUGAGGCUGCUCUGUUCACUUUGGGAGCUCUAGCUGAAAGCAGUGUAUACUGCCAGCAGAGUUUGUGCACUGUUGAAUUGCUGUCUGAUCUUGCCUCGUCACUUACGAAGAAGGAUGCUUCAUUGAUUCUGAAGAGGAUGGAUGUCUAUAUGAUCCUGGUGUUGGUCUCGCACAACAAACUUGGACAAGCAUUGGCAAGAACAACAGGAUGCAUUGAUGUUCUUCUAAAUUUGUUCAGAACUAGUUUUCCAAUGUCGGACAAGCAAUCUAUACAUGAAAAUAUUGGUCAUUACUACGAGUUGUGGUCGUCCAUUGGGAGUACUCUCUGUGCUUGUGUCAACAAUCCACAGAAUGAAGAGAACCAGAGACUAUGUACAGCAGCCUUUCCAUUUGCAAAGGAGUGUCUGCAAAAAUGCAUCAGGCAAGAAAUAAUUCGUCCCAUUUGUGCAUUUAUUGGGCUCACAGUUGCCAACAAUUCUUCCUUGGCUUUACGCUUGUCACAAUACUCAAUCGUUCCCAAGCUUGUGGCGCUGUUAAUACAGGAUGAUCUUGAUCCGGGAAGUAAAUUGGGGAUUAUUCUUGCUAUUGGGCACUGCACUGAUGGAUGUGAAGUGCAUCAGUAUCAGCUGCUGAAGAGCAAUGGGCUUCCACUUAUGAUCCAAAUGGUAGCUGAAUCCCAGGAUGAGGAGCAGAGGAAAGCAGCCACUUUUGUUCUACAGAGUUGCCAGCUCAUAACUGAAAAACUAGCGAACAAUCUGGUGGAGAAUUGUCAGUUCAAAGAAGACACCGUAACUUCAAACCCAAAGGAUAUCAGCAUAAGAAAUUACUGGAAAUUUGCAGACGAAUUUUUGCAUCGGAUAGAGACAUUAGAAAAACAGCAAGAGCUCACCAACAACACUAGAGACGUGGAUGUACAUUGUACAACUACACCACCAAGUUCGCAAGCAUACCCAAAAUUUCAGUUAUGUGAUUCAUUGCUUAGAGGAAUGAACCAGAUGGCGAAAGAUGAAGAAGGUGCAUCAAUGAAACAUUGCAGAGAACAGCAAUCCGUGGAUAAACCACGCAUGGAUAGUACGAAAAUAAAAAGUUGUGGAAAAAAGCAGGUUUUUACCCCAGCAAAAACAAAACUAAAUUUCAGCCAAAGAGUAACUGGAUACAGGGAGGAAGAUUCUAUUAUUCCAACAUUCAGUUUACCCUGUUCUGGAGCUGAAGAAAAUAAAAUUCAAUACCGGGAUCUGCAGUUAAUGGAAAAAGUCAGGCGACAAAUAUUUGUGGAAGAUGAUGUUCCACAGGAAGAAAUUAGAGUACAUAUCAACGCAUCUCAGUUUGGUAACAUUAAAGCUGAUCAAAUAAAUGUUAACAUCAAAGCUAGGAAUCUGGAUAGUCAAAUGCACGAUAUGAGCAAUGACACAGCUCACGAUAAAGGGUCUCAAGACAUCUCUAAUGCUUACAAUAGAAUUGGGUUUCCGGAAAAUAAUCAGCAGCAUGGCCCAAAUUCUUUGCCUGUAACACGUAGAAAGGCUACUAAUCAAACAAUGAGUGUACCAGGGCCUGAAGUGCCAAGAACAGAAACAUCAAAGGAAAAGCAAGAAUCCAAGGACAAGCAAGAUUUUGAACAGAGACCUGUCACUGAUUGUGAUGACCAGGAGCUAUUCAAAAUACCUGCAUUGUGUAGAAGAAAACAGAAAAACAUGGAUCCAUUGUUUCUGUGUUCAGACCUAAUUGAUAAAGAAAUCAGUAACCUUACUUAUUCUGUACCUUCACUUAAUGUUGGCCAAGAUUUCCGAUGUUCAGGUUGUUCAACUGUAACAGCAUCCUUGAACAGUAGGAAUUUCAGCAAGAUUCUUCAGGCUUGCCCUAACAAAUGUGAUCGACAUAAAGUGAUACAAGAGUGUGAGGAUAGAUAUAAAAAGGAGCUUAAGAAGUUACAAGCCAGUAACAUUAACAAAACUGAUAAAAAUUUUUUUUUUACUCCAAUCAGAAGAACUACAUCUUGUAUCACAGAUUGCUGUAUUAAGCAAACAGAUUCUAUGAACUCAACACCUACAAAAGAUUUCCACUUAAAAAAUCAGAAAUACCAGCCACAAGACAGAAGAAACUUAUUUACUCCAUUGGUCGACAAUAAAAGAAGAUUUCAGGAUCAUAUUUACUCCUUCGAUGAUGGCAAGCAUUCAGACAUCUGUGAAUACGCAGUGGGAGUAAGACAAUCAAGGAAAAGAAGGCAGCGUAAGGAUUUCACAAAGAAGGAAAUUGGCUACUUGCUAGAAGGAGUAUUGAAAAUGGGCUAUCACUGGAAUUCUAUUCUAUGGUCAUAUCCAUUCCAGAAAGGGCGAACUAAUGUGGAUCUAGCAAACAAAUUCCGGAACUUACAGAAAAGAAAUUUAGAAGAUUAAAGAUCCAGAAGUCUAAGAUUGCUCAAUUGAAUUGUGCUGACCUCAAUCAUCAUUUUGUUGCAGAAACCUUGAUUCCGAAGAAUAUUCUCAGUUGGUGUUACCAUUUAUAACUGCAAGGAAACAGAUUCCACUGAGAUUUAGCUGUUGUAAUUAUCCUCAACAGCUGGAUAAACCUCACUAUUAUAUUGCAUUACAUAUGCACACUCUGAAAUGGAGUAUAGAUUGCAUUAGAGGUGUUAUGGUUGACCCCAGUGUUGCAAGCUAAAGUAUUCCAGCUCCCCUUCCCCAUUACUAAAGAGUGAUUUAUGUCAGAAAAUGCAUUAGCCAUCUGCCAAGAAUCCAGUCAGACUGAGUCAGGACACCAUCAGCAUUUGCCAUCGAGACUCACAAAGGAAGAAUGAAUUCUUGGAUACAGUCGCAAAGGACAUCUUCAAGAAAAGUCAAACCUUUGCAGUUUUGAUUACCACGCCGUUAUGGAAUGGGAUGCAUCAUACUCAUCUGUUUGGAUUCUACUCAGGUUACAUUAGUCACAGAAUGUCUUGAUUAAUACCCCUGAUUUUGCUGCUCUGCAGUGUUAUUUUAUCAUUCUCAGCUGCUUAAAAUAACACUGAUUAAUUCUGCAAGUGCUUUAACCACGGCGCUAGCCAUAACGUUCUGACAAAUGACAGAGAUUAGGUAUGUACCCAAAACACUUCUGCUUUAGAGCAUGAGCGUGGAGUUUACCAAGGCUCCAUCCGAUUUAAUAGAUGCAAAAAAAUAGAAAAUUCUUACACACUGAAGGAUCUCUCCAGCCAAAAUAUACUGCAUGUAGCCUCAGGUCCCACCAGUACAGCUUUAAAAACACAGACAAUUUAAUGAAGCAGCUGAGCUUUUCUGUUUAUGUUUGGGUUCUUGUUGUCACUAAUAAAUUGCAAUGCUGUGAAGCAGCAAUACUAUCUGCACCCUAGAUUUAUUUGAUAUUUACUUACAUUUGAAGUGGCUUCAUGAUAUUUAACGCAUGUCAAAAAAUAG